Elgaria multicarinata webbii is the source of this 1236-nucleotide messenger RNA. RefSeq names its product deoxycytidine kinase 2. Gene Ontology annotation, cellular component: cytoplasm. Gene Ontology annotation, molecular function: deoxynucleoside kinase activity; ATP binding. The record is from RefSeq and is a predicted model, not a curated record. Gene Ontology annotation, biological process: nucleobase-containing compound metabolic process. The transcript has 7 exons. The coding region runs from base 47 to 844 and encodes 265 amino acids. Lineage: Eukaryota; Metazoa; Chordata; Lepidosauria; Squamata; Anguidae.
ACUCGCGCGUUUCCUCCCAGUAGCGCAGAAGACAAAGACGUUUGCCAUGUAUCCCCCUUCCAAGCGCCUCUGCCUCAGCCCGGCCAGUUCGCUGGACAGCAGCUUUCAGAAACGCCUGAAGAAAGUCUCGAUUGAAGGGAACAUCGCUGCAGGAAAGUCCACAUUUGUCCAUCUACUAGAAAAAUACAGUGAUGAGUGGGAAGUAAUUCCUGAACCAAUUGCCAAGUGGUGCAACAUUCAGACUACUGAAAAUGAGUAUGAAGAGCUUUCAACAUCUCAAAAGAGCGGAGGAAACCUGCUUCAAAUGUUAUACGGCAAGCCUACAAGAUGGGCCUAUACUUUCCAGACUUAUGCCUGUUUAAGUAGAGUUAAAGCACAAUUAAAACCACUUUCUGCUAAACUUCAUGAAGCAGAACAUCCUGUGCAAUUUUUUGAGAGAUCAAUCUACAGUGAUAGGUAUGUAUUUGCUUCCAACUCAUUUGAGUCAGGAGACAUCAAUGAAACAGAGUGGGCAAUUUAUCAAGACUGGCAUGCAUGGCUUCUCAACCAAUUUGAGUCCAGCUUGGAGUUAGAUGGUAUUAUCUACCUCCGGACAACUCCUGAGAAGUGCAUGGAGAGGUUGCAGUGUAGAGGAAGAGAAGAAGAACAAGGAAUUCAACUGGAGUAUCUAGAAAACCUUCACUAUAAACAUGAAACUUGGCUUCAUGAGAGGACAAUGAAAGUUGAUUUUGACAAUCUGAGAGACAUACCCAUUUUGGUUUUAGAUGUUAAUGAAGAUUUCAAAAACGAUGAAAUAAAACAAAACUAUUUAUUGGAAAAAGUCAAGGCUUUUUUGACUACGUAGCAACUUAAGAUACUACUCAAGGAGGACACUUGGAAAACUGCCACUAUCUACAAACCACUUACACAGUAAACAAUCUCUUGCUGUUUGUCUAUUUGGACAUGUAAAAGGGAGAGGUUACUACAUAACAGAAUUAAGAAGCUUAAAACUCAAGACACUGGGAUUGUCUCAAGAGCCAACUCAUCUUGUGGUUUGAAUUUCUCUUAAGGGAAUGAUGACCCACAUCAUCCUGUUCAACGAUAAAAACUUGGUGUAGUCUUGCUAUUAGGAAUGUCUGAACAGGUUGUUAAAAUGCUUUUGUUCAGCUGGAUAACUUGCUUUGGUGCUUUAAUGAUGCUUUUACUACAAUAAAUACUUUGUAAAGUCAGAUGUCUAUACUGUUUUCAUCUAGAGUC